Daphnia carinata is the source of this 2566-nucleotide messenger RNA. Its product is annotated as neuronal acetylcholine receptor subunit alpha-10-like. Lineage: Eukaryota; Metazoa; Arthropoda; Branchiopoda; Diplostraca; Daphniidae. Bases 290 to 2149 code for a protein of 619 amino acids. The transcript is spliced from 14 exons. Gene Ontology annotation, molecular function: acetylcholine-gated monoatomic cation-selective channel activity; transmembrane signaling receptor activity. The record is from RefSeq and is a predicted model, not a curated record. Gene Ontology annotation, biological process: nervous system process; chemical synaptic transmission; monoatomic ion transmembrane transport. Gene Ontology annotation, cellular component: postsynaptic membrane; neuron projection; synapse.
UCCGAUGCCCUUCCUUUUUCUUUUUCCAUUUCCUCGAUGUGGUCAUAAUAUGCGCGUGUGUGAACAUAUCCUGCAUGCACAUACAUACGGCAGCUGAGAGCGCUACGUCGGGUGCAAGAGGGGAUUGGGGUUACGGACUCUGCGAUUAACCUCUCGAGCGAAUAUAAAUCGUGAUUUCUCAUGCGAAAAUACAGAGUGGUCUGCAAAUCAGAUUAGUGCCAGUGUGCAAAAUUCAACUGCAAUUAAAUAUUUUUCUGUGCGGGGAAAAAAAAAAAUCAAGUGACAAUUGAUGGAAUCCAAGGCUAUGUCGUCUCAAUCCGUUAGCGUCAGAACAGCAGGACGACUUUUGCUUUCGCUUGGGCUCUUCGUGCUGUUGCCGGAAGCAGUGCAUUCGGACCUCAACGAAUAUCGACUCUUGCGCCAUUUAAUGGAAAAUUACGACAGCAAUGCUCGUCCUGUAGCCAAUUCCACCAAGGCUCUUCAAGUAGUAUUUGGCAUGUCACUUCAUCUUCUCAUUGACGUGGAUGAGCGCAAUCAAAUACUGACGACGAAUUGUUGGCUAACGCAGAAAUGGAACGAUAGCCACCUCACGUGGAACGCAUCAGAUUAUGGAGGUAUUCAUGUUGUGCGUAUUCCUUAUCAUCGAGUAUGGCGGCCGGAUAUCAUCCUUUACAACAACGCUGAUGCUCAAUACACUUCAAGCGUCAUCAAUACGAACGUGAUCGUCUCUGACAAUGGGGAGGUCGUGUGGUUGAGUCACGGCAUUUUCCGAAGUUCGUGCGACAUCAACGUCGAGUACUUCCCUUUCGACUUGCAGAGCUGCAAAAUGAAGUGGGCUUCCUGGACCUACGACGGAUUUCAGAUUGACUUGAAGAAACAGACGGACGAAGGGGACGUUAGUAAUUACCAGACGAAUGGCGAAUUUGAUUUGGUGGAUUUCGAAGCCAUUCACCACGAGGAAUACUACAGCUGCUGCCCGGAACCCUAUCCGGACAUCACGUACGUCAUCAAGAUGAAACGCCGCCCACUCUUUUACGUUUUCAACUUGAUCCUGCCAUGUCUUCUCAUCAACGGCAUCGCUUUACUGGUGUUUUACGUCCCGUCCGAGUCGGGCGAGAAGGUUACUUUGGGCAUCAGUUCGCUACUAUCCAUGACUGUCUUCCUCAUGACGAUCAGAGAAAGUUUGCCACCCACAGAAAAGACUCCACUCAUCAGUCUGUAUUACGGCGUCUCCAUUUGUUUGGUGUCGUUCGCCUCGGGAUUGUCUGUGGUGACGUUAAACCUUCACCAUCGUGGCUUGAGAGGCACUGAAGUGCCCUACAUCUUGCGCCGCAUCAUUCUGGGCGGCUUGGCACGGCUGGUCUUUCUUCGUUUCGACGUCGACAAGAGGCAUUCGCCUGCGUCAACACCGACAUCAGCACCAGCUGGCGAUCCGUCCAGUUCACAUUCGGGCGAUCCAAUUCCGGCUAGCCGAUUGGCUUCUCGAUUCGAGGAAUCGCCCACCAAAACUUGCGCUUCCGGUGACCCGCGUUGCACUUGCGGAAAGAGUCGCAAUAUUAAUCAAAGAGGGCGGCACCAACCCGUUGGUGUUUCGGCCACCAGAUCUUCCGGAUGGUAUUCAACGCCUGUUAAUGGAGGUCCAUCAUGUAGCAGGAAUUCACAAGAGAGACUCCGGUUAAGGCUUCAGGAGUUGGAGCCAAGAGCCACCGACGUCUAUUUGGAUCCCGAAUUCAGCGACAAGUUCCAGUCGGCUGAACUUGAUUUCCUCGGCAUUGGUCCUCCAUCGCCGAAAUUUUAUUCGCGCCGCGUCCCAUCAACGUCCAAAGCGCCACAUUUCCAACAGCAGCAACAACAGCCAUUAAUCAAUCCCGAAUCAGCUAGUGGAUCGUCGGCCGAGAUUGGCGGUGGAUUCAGCAUCUUGAGCCAAGGCAGCAUUUACGAGCAACGUUUGACGCAGUUGAUGGCCCGCGUGUCGACGGCCGUGGAGCGGAACGAAAAUCGACUCGAGGAGCAAGAUCGGCGGGAAGCCAUCGCGCUCGAAUGGAAACAGCUGGCGCUUGUUUGCGACAGGAUCCUCUUGCUCACGUUCGUUAUCAUCACAACUGUUGCCACGUGUGUCGUGCUCACAUCUUCACCCUACGGUCCGUAACGUGACAGCAGACACCAUCGAACUGUUUCGUUUCUCAAAUGUUGUUGUUGUUAUACUGUUGAUGUUUGAAUUGAUUUUCGGAAAACCAAAAAAAAAAAAAAAAAAAAAAACGUGUGUCAAUGAAACGGACUUGUGUGGCUGAAGCCAAUUGUUUGAACGAGGGCAUUUCUUUUCUACAUCGAUUCUUGCUUGUUGAAAUCCCUCAAUUGGAAAACUGCAUACAACACAAGCAGACAUUCCCUGUUACAUGACGUGAUCUGAGUGUGUGAACAGCACCCGUUUGCUGUUGGAGCCAAUUGCGCCAUUCCUUGAAAACAUCGUAGUGUUUGGUACUGGCAGAAUAACUGAUGAGUGGAACUUUUGCGUAGUGCCAUGGCAACUGUCGAGACAACUGUAUAAUACAAUGUGGUCUAGUUC